AUGAAGUUGAAUGUCUUCAUUUCCGCGGUGGCUCUACUUGGUGCCUUCCAACCACGAUAUGAAUGUAGAGCCAUUGAAACUCGAGGAGCUGUCCAUCCAUCGAAGACUCUUGAAACUGAGCUCCAACAGCUCUCUCUUCCCAUUAUCCUGCGAUUAGGAGAGGAAUACUUCAUCCGGCUUGACAAGGCAAACCAAAAUGCAUCGCCUUCCGAUUCCAACGCAUUCGCCGGAGCACCCUCAAAGAUGGUAAACAGGGCUCUACAACUUCAACUCACUCAGCAACUUCUUCAAGGUAAAGUUGAUAGCAUCGAUCGGUUCGUAAGUAGUUACGAUAACCAGGUGGAUGAUUCCAAGGUAAAGGGAAAGCGGUCUGAAGAGCCUCCUAUUUCGUUGGAUCUGACGUUCCAUCUGCUGCGAGAAGUUUUAGAAAUGGCUCGAGCGGAGCAAAUUGCCCAGCAGGCAAAUAGUAACCGAAGGAUGAUGGACAUCUUUGGAAAAUGA
This is a messenger RNA of Hypomesus transpacificus, 501 nucleotides long. RefSeq names its product corticoliberin-like. The transcript has a single exon. The record is from RefSeq and is a predicted model, not a curated record. NCBI's taxonomy places the organism in Eukaryota, Metazoa, Chordata, Actinopteri, Osmeriformes, Osmeridae. Gene Ontology annotation, molecular function: hormone activity. Gene Ontology annotation, cellular component: extracellular region. The coding region runs from base 1 to 501 and encodes 166 amino acids.